AUGGGGAUGGUGAAGAGCACCAAUGAGGGAAACAUAACAGGUUUUAUCCUGUUAGGGUUUUCUGAUUACCCUCAGUUACAGAUGGCCCUCUUUGUGGUCAUCUUGAUCUUAUAUUUACUAACCAUUUUAGGGAACACCAUCAUCAUUCUGAUAUCUCAUCUGGAACCCAAACUUCAUACACCAAUGUAUUUUUUCCUUUCUCAUCUCUCUUUCCUGGACCUCUGCUUUACUAGCAGUGUUACUCCUCAGCUCCUGGUAAACUUGAAGGAUCCCAUGAAAACCAUUACCUAUGGUGGCUGCAUGGUUCAGCUCUAUGUCUCUCUUGCUCUUGGAUCUACUGAGUGUGUCCUUCUGGCUGUGAUGUCCUAUGAUCGCUAUGUGGCCAUCUGUCAUCCCCUCCACUAUGCUCUCCGAAUGCAUCCUCAUCUCUGCAUGGCCCUGACAUCUUUAGCAUGGCUUAGUGGGGUGGCCACCACCCUGGUACAGUCCACUCUCACCCUGCAGCUACCUUUAUGUGGGCAUCACCAAGUGGAUCAUUUUAUCUGCGAAGUCCCUGUACUUAUCAAGUUGGCUUGUGUGGAUACCACUUUCAAUGAGGCUGAGCUCUUUGUGGCUAGUAUCCUCUUCCUUGUUGUGCCUAUCUCCUUCAUCCUAGUCUCUUAUGGUUACAUUACUCAAGCAGUUUUGAAGAUCAAGUCAGCUACUGGAAGAAAGAAAGUUUUGGGGACCUGUUCUUCCCAUGUGACAGUUGUCAUCAUGUUCUAUGGAACCAUCAUGUUCAUGUAUCUGCAGUCAGCCAAAAGUACAUACAAAGAUCAAGGAAAGUUUGUCUCUCUCUUCUACACAGUGGUGACCCCCAUGCUUAAUCCUCUUAUUUAUACUCUGAGGAACAAAGAGGUCAAGGAAGCACUAAGAAAAGUUCUAGGGAAGAUUCUGGUAAUAAAGUUUACAUGA
Messenger RNA from Budorcas taxicolor (takin), 954 nucleotides. RefSeq names its product olfactory receptor 2G2-like. The coding region runs from base 1 to 954 and encodes 317 amino acids. The record is from RefSeq and is a predicted model, not a curated record. Lineage: Eukaryota; Metazoa; Chordata; Mammalia; Artiodactyla; Bovidae. Gene Ontology annotation, biological process: G protein-coupled receptor signaling pathway. The transcript has a single exon. Gene Ontology annotation, cellular component: membrane. Gene Ontology annotation, molecular function: olfactory receptor activity; G protein-coupled receptor activity.